AUGUAUCAAACCUAUGGUGUCAUUGAUCCGGUCUCAAACACUCGCCUAGAUGUAUUAGGCAUGGAUGUUGGUUUGACUUGGUUUUCAAUGCAGGAAGCAGCUCAACUUAUCACUUUAUGUGGCUGUAAUAUCACUGAUCUCAAACUUAGUUUUAAAAGCUCGAUGGGUUUCUCUAAGAAUAUGUUGGAUGCUAUUGGAGAUCUUCAAUCUUUGAAGGUUCUCAUUCUGCUUGGCAGCAAGAUACGACGCACCCGCAACAACUCAAAAUCUAUUGAAGCUUUGCUCACUUCAACAACCAAAUGGGAAUCUUUAUCUAUUCAUUGUGUUGCUCUAGAUUCUUUAGACCUGUGGCCUGGUUCUUCGCCAAACUUGUCACAUCUUUGGCUUGCUACUUAUCCUGAAAAUCAAGCAGCUUUAACCCGCUUUUGUAAGGAUGUAGCCAUGGAUGUGAAAAUAUUUGAAUGCCUCUCACCUGAGAACCAAGAAGACAUUGCACCAAUGAUUGUUUCAUUACGGAACUCAAUUGAAAUUCUUUUCUUGGAGUGUAUCCCAGACAAUCUACCCGGUGAUUUGUGCGCAAUGUACUUCCUUAAACUUACUGUCUUUCAAAGCAUUGGGUCAGGUAUUAUCCUCUCAAACCUAUCUUGGUUACAAUGGCCGGUUUUUGUCUUGUUGGAAGUGUUCAUUACAAGUUGUUCACAUUCAAAAAAGGACUGGCUCAAGAUGUUGACUUGCCCUGUUUGGGCUGGGGUUAUUUUACCAAAAAACUUCAAAUGGAUCAUCUACACCUCCUGGAAAGGCCAAUCUAUGUGCAAUGAUGAAUUGGUCCAUGCUUUCUUAGCUUAUGAUAUUAAGUGCCUCUUCAGGCCCAAAUUGACUCACAGAGAUAUGUUGGAAUCUCUGGAAUGA
Melampsora larici-populina 98AG31 is the source of this 909-nucleotide messenger RNA. RefSeq lists its product as uncharacterized. Bases 1 to 909 code for a protein of 302 amino acids. The record is from RefSeq and is a predicted model, not a curated record. The transcript is spliced from 2 exons. Lineage: Eukaryota; Fungi; Basidiomycota; Pucciniomycetes; Pucciniales; Melampsoraceae.